GACCAAUGGACUGCAGACAUAGUACGGGAAAUGACCAGAGACUGCAGACACAGUACAGGAGAUGACCAGAGACUGCAGACACAGUACAGGAGAUGACCAGAGACUGCGGAUACAGUACAGGAGAUGACCAGAGACUGUGGAUACAGUACAGGGGAUGACCAGAGACUGCAGACAUACUACAGGAGAUGACCAGAGACUGCAGACAGUACAGGAGAUGACCAGAGACUGCAGACAUACUACAGGAGAUGACCAGAGACUGCAGACAUACUACAGGAGAUGACCAGAGACUGCAGACA
This is a messenger RNA of Staurois parvus, 296 nucleotides long. The record is from the annotation of a GenBank genome assembly. NCBI's taxonomy places the organism in Eukaryota, Metazoa, Chordata, Amphibia, Anura, Ranidae.